This is a messenger RNA of Leptopilina heterotoma, 827 nucleotides long. RefSeq lists its product as uncharacterized. The record is from RefSeq and is a predicted model, not a curated record. Bases 63 to 827 code for a protein of 254 amino acids. Lineage: Eukaryota; Metazoa; Arthropoda; Insecta; Hymenoptera; Figitidae. The transcript is spliced from 5 exons.
CAUAACUUCACACAAGCACAUUUAUAAAAUAAAUAAUUUAUAUAAUAAUUGAGAUUUUGAAAAUGAGUUCAACUGAAUUUGAAUUUACUUCAGAAGAAGAAAUCGGUGCAUUUAAUGAUGGUGACAAAUCGAUGGAGUUACUCGGAUUUGUUGAUGCAAUUGACGGGUUAAAGGAAUUGAAAACAAGCCAGAAGCAUCUCUUCAAAUUUGUUCUUAAUAAUAAUUCUGGAGUAAGAAUGCGAGUUUUAGUUUGGGUUAUUCGUAUAACUGGUGGCACUGUGAAAAUGUCAAACCCAAAUUUUAGAGUUUCUAAAGAAAAUGUCAACUUUCUGGAAUUUCAUGUUCAAAGUUACAGUACAAUGGAGAUUUUGGGUAACUUCCUAGGACAUCGAGUUGAAUUUAAAGAAACUUUUCGUUCAAUUCUUUUUGAUGAAGUUAUGAUCAUUGAAGGAGAUGUUGAAACAGAAGGAUAUUUAAAAGUUCCUUUCGUGGAAGUUACAACUCCCAAUUCAAAGUAUGCUCAAGGGAUUAUUGUAGACGGGUUUUAUAGAUUAACGGUUCAAAUCGCUUUAUUUAUGAUAAAUGACAAAUUUGUUAAAGGAGCUCACUUACGUCUACGUGGAGAAAUGAAUAAAGAAGCUGGAUGUUUUAAAAUUAAGGACAUGGGAUGUAUUGAUUUGUUCACCAAUAAUAUAAUGGCUGAAGAUAAAUUAAAAAGCUGCAUACAUUCCGUUACUUUAGUGAGAACAAAACGUCCAAGUUCAUCUGCUUUGGAAGGAGAAAAGAAUUCAAAAAAGAAAUGCAUCGAAAAUGAAACAGAGAAUUGA